AGGAGAAAAUGGGUUUAGAUUAUAAAUGAAGAGGUAUAUAUAGUGGUUUUAGUCGUAAAUUUAUUAAGAUAUAAGGGUAAAAUAGGUAUAGCAUGUCAAUUUCAUUAAUUGGAAGCUGGAAGCUCCCGCAAAAGCUCCAAAUUCCUUACUUCUCAAUUUUCAAAAGGUGAAAGCUAACUUUUGCUUCCCGGGAGCUGAAGCUCACCUCAAAAGCUAGGGUGUUUGGUGCAGCUGGACCUUUUGGACUUCAAAAGGUCUUCCGACCAGCUGCACCAAACACCCACUUAAAAUGUUAGACAGCCUUUUUCGGUGACGUUAAGGGGGUUGAGAAACUGGUGAAGAUAAUGUCCGAAGAAGAAAUCUUGUCCCGAGAUGAAAGUGGUCGCACAGCUCUUGCCUAUGCUGCCUACUUUGGAAGAACGGCCAUUGCAAAAUGCUUAACUACAGAGAACAAUAAUUUGCUCACAACCCCAGACACAGAAGGAAUGAUUCCUGUGGUGCGUGCAUGCGUCCAACGCUACAAGAAAACAACAGUCUAUCUAUACUUUGAGACUCUAGAAUUCCUAGCUCCGGACGAAGGCGAGCAUGGUUCCUUACUGCUCCAUUUUUGUAUGCUUAGUGAAAUGCUUGAUAUUGCUUUGGAUCUACUGCGCCAAUAUCCGCGUUUGGCAUUCACCAGAUUCAAAUACAAUAAUCGGGUGUUGACUCCGAUUCUAACAUUGUCUGCUCAAGCUGCUCUGUUCCCUAGUGGAACCCGGCUUUCACUUCUGCAGCAAUGGAUUUAUAAUGUUAUAUCCGUUGACCGGGCACGCACACUCUCUACUGAUGUUCGUAUUUCUAUUACUUCAAUGAACCAAAAGGAACAGAAUGCCAUCAGAAGACAAGGAAUCGAAGACAUAUGCGAACGUAAGUUGAUCCAUGCAAAUGCCUUGGAAAUUCUGUCUUUGACAGCCAGUGAAUUAUCAAAAUUGAAUGCAGAAGAAAUGGUUGAGAGUAGAGUCGUCCCAGCUUUGUUCCAAUCUAUCCAGCAUGGCAUAACAGAGUUUAUGAUAAUUGGAGAAGCUAAUCCUGAUGUAUUGUCAUCCGCCAUUGAUGGAAAGACAAAGUUCCUAGAAACUUACGCAAUCGAAUGUCGUCAAGAGAAGUAUUUUCAUGAGCUUGGCGCUAGAGAGGGAAAAAUUUUGACUACAUGGACAGAUAAUGAUGGCAACAAUGCGCUUCACGUAGCAGCAAAGUUAAGUCCAGAGUCUUAUCUUGCUCAAUUUUCAGGUGCAGCCCUUCAAAUGCAAAAGGAAUUACAAUGGUUCAAGGAAUUUGAGUCCAAAUUUCCAGAGUGUAAAAGCUGGGUGAAUCACAAUGGAGAAACUCCUCGGCAAAUGUUUACCAGGGAACACAUGAAAUUGUUAAAAGAAGCUGAAGCAUGGAUGAAGAAAAUAGCAAAUUCUUACAUUAUAGUUGGUACCCUCAUCAUCACUAUUAUGUUUGCUGCAGCCUUCACCAUUCCCGGUGGUAACAAUGGAAAUGGCUAUCCCAUGUUCUCACAUAAAAGAUUAUUUUUGACAUAUAUAAUGUCAGAUGCAAUUUCUCUGUCCGCUGCAUCUACUUCAGUGCUGACGUUUUUAGGAAUCCUCACAUAUCCCUACACUGAAAAAGAUUUUCUUUGGUUGAGUGUCGGCAUUCUCACGCUCCUUAUUUCUGUUGCAACAAUGAUGGUAGCUUUUUGUGCUGCUGUUUCUAUAAUGCUACCGGAUCGAUGGUGGGUAAUCUCCUCGCUAGUUUUGCUCGCCAGCAUUCCGGUCGUUGUCUUUUGGUCAUUGCAAUCUCAAAUUCUUAUUGAGAUUUUUUAUUCAAUUUAUGGGCCGGGAAACUUUAACAGGGAGAGAUCCUUCAUAAGAAAAAGGAUGUCACCCAUAAUGGGGAUAUUUAGAAGCAAACCUACGAAGGGUGGGGAGUAGUUAGUUAAACUACUUUUGUAUCUUAUAUUGAUCAUAUGAUUUGGCUUUAUAUGUAUCGCAGCUGCAAUUAUUUUUUUUU
Molecule: messenger RNA, 2034 nt
Organism: Rubroshorea leprosula
Lineage: Eukaryota; Viridiplantae; Streptophyta; Magnoliopsida; Malvales; Dipterocarpaceae
Source: the annotation of a GenBank genome assembly